This is a messenger RNA of Coccidioides immitis RS, 689 nucleotides long. Its product is annotated as TOM complex component Tom6. The transcript has 3 exons. The record is from RefSeq and is a predicted model, not a curated record. NCBI's taxonomy places the organism in Eukaryota, Fungi, Ascomycota, Eurotiomycetes, Onygenales, Onygenaceae. The coding region runs from base 116 to 310 and encodes 64 amino acids.
CUUUCGGCCUCUACCCGACUUUUUCGAAUAUCCAACAGUUAUCCCCUCCGCAAGCCCACGGAAACAAAUCGCUUUCGACCCGAUUAACCGAGACAAUUUACUCUUUUUGCCCAUCAUGCCUCCAAAGCAGCGUGUCGUCGUCCAGUCCUCCUCCCGCCGAAUCCAGGAUAAACGGGGUUACCUUUCCGCCGCAUACCAUGAGCUCACUUCUUCCGAGAACGCUUCUGUAGUAAGAAGUGUUGUUGCAUUCGGGGCCGCAGUUGCUUUCUUGCAUAGCAGCUUUAGCGAAUGGCUUCUCCCAACCCUAUAAAUGCAUCCUUUUAUAUCAACUAUGGCGAACGCCGCUUCUCCCUCUGUUCGCAAACUUAUAGCCCUAUCCCCCCCCCGCCCGCACCGCAAAUCUUCACGAUAGAGAAGCACUUGAACUUGUACUAUACACACUGAAAUGAAUGGUUAUUGGACACGGAAAUGCCCUGUUUAUGUUGCACUUUAUACGGUGUCUCCCACAUUGUCGAACACCUGUCUUUGCAAAAUCCGGUAGACGGAUGGACAGUCAUUGAUAUGGAAAUAUCAAGAUUGGCGGGCAUGGUGGAGCUUGUUUUUUUGCUCAUAUCGGCUACAAAGGCAGGAGUUCGGAUCGUGCUUUAGCAUUAUUUCACAUCAAUACAGUUGAUUUUUUUUUUUUUUUU